Messenger RNA from Xylaria bambusicola, 714 nucleotides. RefSeq names its product YjeF N-terminal domain-containing protein. Gene Ontology annotation, cellular component: mitochondrion. The record is from RefSeq and is a predicted model, not a curated record. The transcript has 8 exons. NCBI's taxonomy places the organism in Eukaryota, Fungi, Ascomycota, Sordariomycetes, Xylariales, Xylariaceae. Gene Ontology annotation, molecular function: NAD(P)HX epimerase activity. The coding region runs from base 1 to 714 and encodes 237 amino acids.
AUGGCCUUCAAGACACUUUCAGCUAAAGCUGCUGCGGCCCUAGACCAGGAACUCAUGAGCACCGGUGCUUUCUCCAUUGACCAGCUCAUGGAGCUUGCUGGACUGUCGGUCUCGCAGGUCGUUCAUCAUGUGCACCCACCCAGCAAAGGCAACAGAAUACUUGUUGCUUGUGGCCCUGGGAACAAUGGCGGCGACGGCUUGGUAGCUGCCCGUCAUCUUCGCCAUUAUGGAUACCAACCCUCAGUCUACUAUCCAAAGCGCAGUAAAAAUGACCUUUACCAGCGACUGGCGAAGCAAUUAGAAGAUCUUGAAGUCGCAUUCGUGGAUGACUUCAUUUCGGCUAUGAAAUCAACAGAUCAUGUCGUCGAUGCCGUUUUUGGCUUCAGCUUUUCCGGUGAGGUUCGCGAGCCUUUCCCCGCAGUCAUCCAAGCGCUUGAAGAAACAAAACUCCCAGUAACCUCCAUUGAUGCGCCAUCUUCCUGGGAUAUCGAGAAUGGCCCUCCACAAGCCGGCUUAGGAAGUAAAUUUAGCCCUACAUACCUGGUCAGCCUUACAGCUCCUAAGCCUCUGGCUCAACACUUCAAAGGUCGGCAUUUUAUUGGGGGGCGCUUUGUCACUCCAGCCAUUGCAAAGAAGUAUGAAUUCGAGGUUCCGAGCUACCAAGGAAUAGACCAAUUUGCCGAAGUGGGUGGUGGGAGCGUUCGAAAAUUAUAA